This is a messenger RNA of Racocetra fulgida, 131 nucleotides long. Lineage: Eukaryota; Fungi; Glomeromycota; Glomeromycetes; Diversisporales; Gigasporaceae. The record is from the annotation of a GenBank genome assembly.
CUCCGCCUAGCCCGUUCUACGAAGUUCUACCCGACCCCUUCAUUGCAACUACUUGGGAAGCCAAAUCAACUUUCGUCACCAUGGCCGCUCAGUUUAGGCCGGGGUAUGAACUAAGAAUCAAAAGAAAACAG